This is a messenger RNA of Syngnathus typhle (broad-nosed pipefish), 2554 nucleotides long. Its product is annotated as DDB1- and CUL4-associated factor 4-like. Bases 312 to 1904 code for a protein of 530 amino acids. Gene Ontology annotation, molecular function: protein binding. Gene Ontology annotation, cellular component: Cul4-RING E3 ubiquitin ligase complex. The record is from RefSeq and is a predicted model, not a curated record. NCBI's taxonomy places the organism in Eukaryota, Metazoa, Chordata, Actinopteri, Syngnathiformes, Syngnathidae. The transcript is spliced from 12 exons.
CGAUCACGUCAAGGCGGGCCCAAAUGACGGAGGCUCACUGACCGGAAAGCUAGUUUUCCAGUCUUCGAAAUAACUUGAAACUAUAAAAUCGUCCAAAUCUUUGACACCCUAUGUAUCUUACCAGUAGGUAAAUAAAAUCUACCACUUGUGGUUUAUUUGCUGCCGCUAAAUUAGCCGAAAAAUCACACAAACUCUUAAACUUCGGGUAAAGAAGGCUAGCUCCACGCUGGAACACCCGACGUUGUGCUGCAAUGGAGUAAAAACAAAAACGACAACGUGGCGUCUAUUCGGUUUAGACCAAAAGUGCAGGGAUGAAGAAGUGGACCUGGAAAGAGGACAGACGAGUCCAAAGAGGACAGCAAGGUUACACUCGUCACCCUGGACGUGGACGCUACCGUGGAAGACGACGGUGGCGACCAUCAUGGGAAGACAGGGAUGGCUAUGAUGCUGCAGGGCCUUCUUCCAGAACAUCUGACAACGAAAUCAGCUCUUCUUCCUCAGACAACAGCGUGGCGCCAGAACUACCAGGUUUCUACUUUGACUCGGAGAAGAACAGAUACUUCCGCUUGUUGCCGGGUAACAACAACUGCAACCCUCUAACCCGGGAGCACCUGAAGAAAAAGUCACAAGAGAAAGAAAGAGCCAGGAUGCUCGAGGAGGAUGGCAAGGCCACAAAGAAAGCUCCGAGGGCAGGGCUCAACGCUUCCUUGCUUCUACAGAAUAGACGUCUCGGGCUGCUAGCUGAGAUGUCCUACCACAGGCAGGUCCACGAGUGUAGGAUCAGCACCAUGAGAUGCUGCAAGCUGGACCAUCAGAGCGCAGACAACUUCAGGACUAUUAUGGCCGACUCCACGUGCGAGCAAGUGUUCACUGUUAGCGACAUGUCUUAUGGGGGCUGCAAGUACAGCUGCUUGGGCUUCAGCAGAAGCAGCAGCGGUGGAUCGCUGACUGUCAAAAUGUGUGACAACCCCUACUUCACCAAUUACAAGGUGAAUUCCCUCUGCUGGGCGUCAGUCAACCAUCUCGACUCUCACGUGUUACUAUGCUUGGUGGGGGUCGCAAACAGGCUCGGCUCCAUCACUUUGCUCCCAACGGCGCUCUUCAGCAACUCUGACUCAAAUCAGACAGGGAUGUGCUGCAAUUUUAAGAUCCCCAUGGCCUGGUGUUGCGCUUGGUGUCUACAUCCGCAAUUUGACAAGUGGUUCAGUGCAGGUCAGGGUCACAAAAUAUUUCAUACUUUUAUUCAUGUCAUUUCUGUAGCAAUAUGUGCACAUAAUCUAAAGGCGCGAUUGCAUUUGUUGGCAGGUUUGUCCUAUCAGGUAGUCCUGCAACAAGCCGUCUCAGGCAAAAGACAAACAAUCAGCGUCGACAGCGACAUCUUGGCUCAGCAGUUUUGUGUUGGAGUCCCCUUGCUGUUCAACGGCUGCCGGUCGGGGGAGAUUUUCAGUCUCGACGCGCGGAAUAUGAGAGGGAGUAAAGCGACGAGCUUGAAACAAGACUCGGCCAUCACGUCUCUACGCAUAUUGCAGGACGAGAACUACCUGCUUGCUGCGGACAUGUCAGGCCAGAUCAAGCUGUGGGACAUACGGGCCAGGAAGCCAGUACAGGAGUACCGGGGCCACUACAACGAGCAUGCCGCCCUCCCCAUCCAUGUUAGUGAGCCCGAGGGCCUUCUUUUGACUGUGGGUCAGGACUGCUACACAAGGUUCUGGAGCCUGCGGGACGGCCACCUUCUAAGGACCAUCCCAUCGCCCCACCCGGCCGCCAGCGAUGCCAUCCCCAGCGUGGUCUUCUCCUCCAGCCUUGGUGGCCGCACGGGGGUCCCUGGCCUGCUGAUGGCUGUCAAAAAAGACCUCUACUAUUUCCCCUACAACACGGAUGAGACAACACCACAGGAAGCCUGACUGAACACACGAAAUCUGCCUUUACAAGGAAUGUAGUCAUUUGAAAAGAGAGUUUUUUGCAGCACAGUUGUGCCGAGCUGCAAUUUACUAAGAGCUAGUUCUUAGAUUUGUUCUUCGAGAUGGGUUCUUUUCUAUUCUAAAACAGGAAGAAUACUUGCAACGUUUGCAAAAAUAUAGUUGAAUGAGCAAAUAAAAAUAAAAAAGCAUCUUGACAAAUUUAAUUUCCAGUCCAGAUCACGGUGCUGACUGCUCUUUGUGUCAUUUAGUUUAAUGCUUAAUUUUUGUUUUGAUACGGUAUUUUGUUUCAGCAUUUUUUAUUUAGUUUUUAAUGUUUUUUAUGUUAAAAAACAAUGUUUUUUCAGGUUAAAAUAAUUAAAGCUACUUCCUCUGACAUGAUGAAACUACAGAUUUUUUUUGUCAUCAAUAUAAGUCCCAAAAAACUCUGAAAAUGCAAUGUAUAUUGACAGAUACACUGAGGACAUGUCCCCCCCAAAAAUUACUUAAAGGCAAUGUCAGAAAUGUUCUAGAGACUUGUGUGUCAUUUUGAUGUUUUUUUUUUAAAAUAAAUUUGUUCUUUUUUGUUAAACUAUUGUUGCGUUUUGUUCAAGAUGUUCGUCGUUGAGCAAAGAAAAUAAAGAUGUGGAGUAAUA